AUGGUUUGGAGUUACCUUCAAGGAGUAUUCACGAGACCUGGUUAUCCUGAUGAAACUAGUUUAGAUAUUUCGCAGUCUCGAUUUCUUUCAUUUUCAUCAUAUCAACCAUUAUCUCAACAUUAUUCUCAGACUAUUGAGAUGCCUUCUACCAAUCAAGGCACCACAGAUUCUAAUCAAACAAAUAGUGGAAGUAAUGAUGCUAAUAAUAAUAAUUCAGUACGGACAAUAACUGUAAAACAAAAUGGGGAAAAGAGAUUUUGCAAAAAAUGCCAAAGUUUUAAACCUGAUCGUACACAUCAUUGUCGAGCAAUAUUAGAACUAGAUUUGAAUUGGUCGUUUUUGAUUCUUGUUGGUGCUAUAUUUGCACUUUGUCUUUCAGGAUUUACUAUUUAUCAUACAACACUCAUUUUAUCCAAUCAAACUACACUUGAGAAUUUACAACAACAGCGUUAUAAAAUAAAAGAGAAUAGUGAAGUCACAUCUAAUAAAUAUUUGAAUUUAUUUGAUAUUGGGAAAAGGGCUAAUUUUCUACAAGUGAUGGGUUCAAAAUGGUAUAUUUGGCUUAUUCCAAUAGGAAGUUCGCAUGGAAAUGGUCAUUUAUGGCCUCUAAAUUCGUAUCAAUACAGUACAUUAUGUGAUUCAGUUGAAAAUUUGAAUGAAAACCGCGUUUAA
Ambispora gerdemannii is the source of this 672-nucleotide messenger RNA. Lineage: Eukaryota; Fungi; Glomeromycota; Glomeromycetes; Archaeosporales; Ambisporaceae. The record is from the annotation of a GenBank genome assembly.